Molecule: messenger RNA, 1044 nt
Organism: Colletotrichum chrysophilum
Lineage: Eukaryota; Fungi; Ascomycota; Sordariomycetes; Glomerellales; Glomerellaceae
Exons: 2
Coding region: 1-1044 (347 amino acids)
Molecular function (GO): flavin adenine dinucleotide binding; oxidoreductase activity, acting on the CH-CH group of donors
Source: RefSeq, a predicted model, not a curated record
AUGGGUCGCUGUUACUGGGCAGCGCAGACCAUGAAUUGCCACGCUCCCGAGACGGGCAACAUCGAGCUUCUGGCUAAGUACUGCAAUGAGGAGCAGAAGAACAAGUGGCUUCAACCUCUUCUGGAUGGCACGGCCUCUUCCGCCUAUUCCAUGACCGAGCCAGAUGUUGCCAGCUCAGAUGCGACACAGAUUGGAAUCCGCAUCAAGCGUGAUGGAGACUCCUACGUCAUCAACGGCAGAAAGCUCUACGGUAAUUGUCUGUGGAACAAAGAGCUAUCUUUCUACAUCCUCAUGGGCUGCACCGACCCGGAGAACCCCAACAAGUGGUCCCGCCACUCGAUGAUCAUCGUGCCAUGCAACACGCCCGGCAUCACGCAAGUUCGGAACCUUACCAUCAUGGGAUAUGAUCACGCUCCGGAGGGACACGGCGAAUACUUAUACGAAAAUGUACGCGUGCCGGCAGAAAAUGUCAUCCUUGGCGAGGGCCGCGCCUUUGAGAUUGCCCAAGGCCGUCUCGGACCAGGUCGCAUUCAUCACUGCAUGCGUCUGAUUGGACAGUGCGAGCGUGCCUAUGAACUUGCGCUGAUUCGAUGCAAUGAUGCUCGCAAGAGGCCUCGCGGUAAGCUCAUUGGAGAGUUCGAUUCUAACAUUGAGCGCGUUGCGCAAAUGCGUCUUGAGCUAGACGCUGCCCGCUUGGUAGUCCUGAACGCUGCCGACACCAUGGAUCUUCUCGGCAACAAGGCGGGCAAGCGAGCUAUCGCUCAGAGCAAGAUCCUUGUGCCUAUCAUGGCCACUAAGAUCAUCGAUGAGUGCAUGCAAAUGUUUGGCGGCCAGGGCCUCACGCAGCACACCCCUCUUCCCGAGAUGUGGACAUAUGCUCGUUUCGUGAGGGUUGCUGAUGGACCGGACGCAGCUCAUAGACAUCAAGUGGGAAGAGAAGAGAUGAAGAAGGCAGCGGAGGUCGCAAAAAGACACCAGUCUUACACGGAAAGGUACAAGGAGUUCGCAGACAUGUACGGAGAGAAAUUUAUCACUUACAACUAG